AUGGGGGCCAUUGUACUGUGUAGUAAUGGUUAUAGAGCUUUGCCUUUCUUCCUACUUCUGCCGUUAUUUCACACUGCUUCCAGUGAUGUGGGGUGCCGCAGCCGCAGACCGGAUGUGCGUCAUAUGACGCGAAGUGCUCUGGAAGCCGGAGCCCUGAUGCAUGCGUCCUGCAUCACCAGAAGUAGUACUGUUUUGAAUGACUCUAACAUGUCAGUGCCUUCAUACAUUCUUGAAUAUAGUGAAAUUGGAGAUCCCUUUCUGGAAGCUCCAAAGUUACUGACUGUGACAAAUUUAAUAACUUUAUUUGACACUGAGCAGUUAGUUCUCAUUGAAAUUGACUAUAGGUUUUUGAAAGUGGUGACAGGAGGCACCAUCCUGGGAGCUGACAUCCGUCACAACAAGGACAGAAAGGUUGGGCGCAAGGAGCUCAAGAGCCAGGACAUUGACCUGAGGCUGUUGGUCAAGCUGUACAGGUUUCUGGCCAGGCGAACCAACUCCACAUUCAACCAGGUUGUGCUGAAGAGGUUGUUUCUGAGUCGCACCAAUCGGCCACCUCUGUUCCUUUCCCGGAUGAUCUGGAAGAGGAAGAUCCCUGGCCGGGAAAUCAAAACGGCCAUGGUUGUGGGGACCACAGCGGGUGACGUGCGGGUUCAGAAGGUGCCUGAACUAAAGGUUGACCAGCCGGCCCGCAGCCGUGUGCUCAAGGCGGGGGGCAAGAUCCGUGCUUUGGACCAGCUGGCCCUGGACUCCCCCAAGGGCUGCGGCACCGUCCUGCUCUCAGGACCUCGCAAGGGCUGCGAGGUGUACCGGCAUUUCGGCAAGGCCCCGGGAACCCUGCACAGCCACACCAAACCCUACGUCCGCUCCAAGGGUCGGAAGUUCGAGCGCACCAGAGGCCAACGGGCCAGCCAAGGCUCCAAAAAUUAA
Molecule: messenger RNA, 927 nt
Organism: Saimiri boliviensis boliviensis (Bolivian squirrel monkey)
Lineage: Eukaryota; Metazoa; Chordata; Mammalia; Primates; Cebidae
Source: RefSeq, a predicted model, not a curated record